Molecule: messenger RNA, 2222 nt
Organism: Neurospora crassa OR74A
Lineage: Eukaryota; Fungi; Ascomycota; Sordariomycetes; Sordariales; Sordariaceae
Exons: 2
Coding region: 233-1024 (263 amino acids)
Source: RefSeq, a predicted model, not a curated record
GUCGCCUCCACUUUUCGUAAUCUCGAGCUUCGACUUGCUCCCAACUGUUUCUCUUUCCAUCCAUCAUCCUCUCCUCCUUGGCUUGAAUUCAACACGUCAAUCUUCUCGCUCUGUAAUUAUUGACUAGUUAAAGUCUGUUCUUGUCACAAUCAACUCGCAAUUUCAGCCGCGUUGCAACCAUCACGAGAACGGUUCCCGUCAAUAAGCUGUGUUCGAAUACCGGGAGUGGACGAUGCCCUCCGUCACCCAUGAGAGGAUCCCCUCGGCCAAGAAGAGGAGGCGAGACGAUGUCGAGAAUUCGUACACUUCGGGUAACAUCCAGAUUCCAUUCUCCCACCCAGCCCUCGACACCACACGCGGGAUUCUAGCCGACAAAGGCUCCUACGCGAAUCCUACCAUGCAUCAGCCUUACCCGCCAACCCUGCGCAAGAUAAUACCAAUCGCCAUCAACAAGAAACAACGCAUGUCCGUGUCCGAUGAAGUCCACCACCGAGAGGACAGCCACCACGGCACGCGAGCCAAGUCUAAUUCUCCAACUGCUGCUUCCCACCCCCACCACCAGAAACAACACGCUUUGCUGUCCAAGAUCAAAUGUCUAGACAGGUGUCAUAUUUGCUUUCGAAAACCGAGCAAGAAGGCCGACCUGGAUUCGUACGCCGACUGCCAAGGUUGCGGCCAGCGUACGUGUUAUGUAUGCAUGAGGCAAUGUCCCGGAUGGACAUCGAGUUUCCAUCAUCAAGGGCGACAUCACCAUACCGAAACCGGAGAACAAGAAGCGCAAGUGCAAUAUAUUCCCUUGGCGAAAUCCAGUCCCGAGAACUCGUUCGUGAUGCUGGAUGCGGAUACAGAGACGGAGGUGGACUUGGAUGAGGUAGCCGAAAAAGAAAGAUCAAGGCUAAAACCAACGACUACUGGAUGGCAUGCCAACGGCCACCGGGAAAUGAUAUGCGGACAUUGUUGCGAAGAAAGAGGGGUUAAUGGGGAUGUGGUGUGUUUGGGCUGUUUACCUUCCUUUGGGGGAUGACACGGCACACAUCUCAGGACUCGACACCAACAGUCUGAGCAACAAAUCAGACUGCCUCCGAAUUUGGAUCAAGGACUUCUGUAACACUGCUACUGCUCGGCCAUAAAGAUUACGGACGAUAUGAUUGCUGAGGUGCCGCUGCCAAAUCGUUUGGCUCGGCAAGGAAGGAAGGAAGUGGUAUUGUAUGGAGGGAUUAGAGAGUGAAAGAACCUACCAUAUCACGGUUGUUUCAGAAUGCUCUUUUUUCCUACCUGGACUAUUGUAAGCCGAGAGAAGGAAUAUUGGACGACGUGUCCCGCGGCUAUAUUCCAUCAACAAAGGAGAUGGAAGCUGGAACCUAAAGAAACGCCAACGCCCUGUCAUUCCAAUCCAUGAUGACUCUAGGAUGGGGCUCUACCAUUUACGGCAUUGCUUGUACAAGAGAAAAGGCACAAAUGAGCCCGGAGGUCUGCUUGGAGGAAGCCGAAUGCUCUCACAGCACACUGAUGUUGAUGUGGCCCAAAAUGUGUUCGCCACUACGAGAAGAAUUUGCCAAAGGACGCAUUUACCUCCUAGGAACCACGGUUUUCCUAUUAACGAAAGAGGGUGGAAGAUACAUGCAACUCCCACUUUGACCCCUAAAACUGAUAGACUUAGCCACACCCAAGAGGAAAUGGACAACCGACAGAGAACCGAAUUGUAGGUUGGGUCUACCUAUGAUGUUGAGUGGAGGAGGAGCUCAAGUAUUGGAAGUACAAGAACAUACUACGCAGUGUCCACUGGCGUGGUACACCCUCGAGCUAUCAACCUUGCACGAAAAUCCCCCUUGGCAGAAACGGGUUACGUUCAAUUGCUUGGGAAAGCUCAAUCUUGGACUUGACCUCACGAAGACGAAACAAGGAGAGAGAAGGUAUUAGGGGAAGAAUUAGAGGUGUGCGAAGCAAGGAUUGGUAGUCAUUAAGGGUCUUACUUGCUUCGAUACUCAUGGCUGGCAGCAAUGAGGUCUCACCAGACAGAUUCUGAGAGAAUUUGGCGAAGGAUACAUGAUGUUGAAGGGGAAGUUGAUAGCAUAUGAAUCUGUAUAGCUAGCAAGUCUAUCGGCGGUCAUGUUUGAGCAUGGAGUAUGAGGACGAUUACGGUGAAAGAAAAGGGAUUAUAGAAAUCAAGAUCAGACAUCAUGAUGAAAAUUUACAUAUGAUAUGAGAGAGCAUGUUGGGCC